This is a messenger RNA of Umbelopsis ramanniana AG, 1076 nucleotides long. RefSeq lists its product as uncharacterized. Gene Ontology annotation, molecular function: hydrolase activity. The record is from RefSeq and is a predicted model, not a curated record. The coding region runs from base 108 to 1001 and encodes 297 amino acids. NCBI's taxonomy places the organism in Eukaryota, Fungi, Mucoromycota, Umbelopsidomycetes, Umbelopsidales, Umbelopsidaceae. The transcript has 6 exons.
AGCAAAGCCCUGUCUUUCUCGUUUACCUGCUGACUCAGCUGCAAGUUGUCUUCGUAUAUAAUAUUCUCGAGCCGUGCGCAACGCAAACUGAAAUCACCAUUCCCCAAAUGAGCGUUAUGAAUCCUGACGACCCCGCAAGCUUUCGUCACUGCGAAGUGGACGGCUUAAACGGUAUCCGUAUUCACUUUGUUGAUGAGAACUCUUCUAGUGACAAAGUACUGUUGUUACUACACGGUUUUCCUGAACUUUGGUUUGGAUGGCGAGAGCAGAUCCCAUUCCUAGUGUCUAAAGGAUACAGAGUAAUUGCACCCGAUCUUCGUGGAUUCGGAGGCACCAGUUCACCGGAAGAUUAUCACGUCUAUGGCCAUAAAACUGUCUGUGACGAUUUGGUAGCGCUGUUAGACUACCUGCAAAUCCCAAAGGUUACGGUGGUCGCGCACGACUGGGGUGGCUCCGUAGGGUGGCGUUUUGUUCAAUUUUACCCCAAGCGCACACUGGCUAUUGCAGUAUUUUGUACACCAUACUUACCUCCCAACCCAGAAUACAUCCCACUUGAGGACGUUUUAUUCAUUAGGCUGUUGAGACCUUGCAAUGAUGCAGUCGGUCCGAUAUACGAUGCAGACAAGGAUUCCAUUAUACAAGGACGUCCCAAGGUAAAGCGAAAUGAAAUGCUAAGCGAAAGGCAAUUGAAGUAUUAUGUCGAUCAGUACAAAAAAACUGGUUUCCACGGCCCGUUGAAUUGGUACCGAACUACCAAAGUCAGGUUUGAGGAGAGCAAGGAUUUAAACCCUAUCAUUGAAUUUCCUGCCAUGAUGGUCACAGCAAGCCGCGAUGCGGCCCUUCCCCCGAGUAUGGCAGUUGGUAUGAAAAAAUUUGUUCCAAAACUGGAAAUGCACAACGUCGACGACGCCGGUCAUUGGAUACUAUGGGAGAAGCCAAAGGAAUGUAAUGAGCUUCUAGAUCGCUUUUUAUAUCAAAUUUAUAGCACAUCUAAGCUCUAAAGCCAAAUAGGAAAUGAGUAAAGAUAAUGUUUUAUGGACAAAGAGAUUUUCUGGAUGCAUUUGUGUGCAGUGGAU